GGAGGCCCGGUUCGGGUUCGCUGCAUGCGCGGGCGGCGACGUUGACGUGCUUCGAGCUGGCGGACCAACGUGGACCGCAGCGCGGCGGCGCCGGCGCCGGCGGCGGUGGCUGGCCGGCGAAGGGCGGGCCGGACGAGCGCGCGGCGGCGGGGAUGGCAAUGGCGGGCGUCGGCCCCGGGGACGUCAUGUCCGAGUACCACCAGGCGCGGGAGCUGUCAACGAUGGUGUCGGCGCUGGCCCACGUCGUGGCGAGCGAGCCGUGGGGCGGCGACGAGGCGCCGGCGCCGAGGGGGGGCGGCGGCGUCCCGGAGCAGCAGGCAAUGCACGGCGGCUACGCGCGCGAGGUGGGGAGCUACCACGGCGUGCCGUCGCCGGAGUUCGCAGGGUCGGAGCAGGGCUCGGACACCCAGAGCGCGGGCGCGGCGGCGGCAAUGGAGGAGCACCACGCGGCGGCGCUGUCCGGCCAGGAGGGGCCCGAGACGCCGCGCCGCCGGUACCGCGGGGUGCGCCAGCGGCCCUGGGGCAAGUGGGCCGCCGAGAUCCGGGACCCGCACAAGGCCGCGCGCGUGUGGCUCGGCACCUUCGAGACCGCCGAGGCCGCGGCGCGCGCCUACGAUGAGGCCGCGCUCCGCUUCCGCGGCAGCCGCGCCAAGCUCAACUUCCCCGAGGACGCGCGCCUCCACCCGGCGUCCACGGCGGCCGGGGCCGCGCCGGCGCCGGCGUCGGCGCCUCUCGCCGGUGCGGCGGCCUCGACCUCUCCCGCCGGCUACCACGCCGGUGCCGCCCAGGGCACCGACUACCUGAGGUACCAGAUGCUUCUGCAAGGGGCCACCGGCAACCAAGGCACGCUCCUCCCGUUCUACGCCGGAGGCGGCGGCGGCAUGAGCAAUAUCUACGGCGGCGGCGGCGGCGGUGGCGCCAUGAGCAAUCCAUACGGCGGCGGCGGCGGCGACAACACGAGUGGGUUCUUGGGCUCCUACUACUCAUUCCCGCCCUCCUCUGUUUCUGUCGCCACCGUGCCAUCCUCUGCUUCCUCUGCUUCGGGAUACUACUACUCGUCACCGUACGACUCGCACCAGAGCGAGUCGUCCGCGGCGGCGUCGGACUGGAACUGGGAGACCUCGAUGCUCCACUGGUCCGACUCGGGGUACCCGCCGCCACCUCAUAGUCAGUAGCCGCAGCUAGUCGAAGACGACCCUCUUCUUUCUCCCACUCCUCUCUCUCUUGAAUAAUCACGUGAGCACGGCUGGAUGGAGACGGGUGUAAAAGGCAAGAGCAAACCAAAUCAAAAGGAAGAAGAUGCUUUCGUUUCUUUCAUGUAAGAUGUCGAGCCAAGGGAUCUUUGUUUCUUGAUUAUUAGUUUUGAUCGACGAUGAGGUAAUCCUACUAAUUGUUUUCCUGUUAUUUUUGUUGCAAAGUUAAGAGAUGGAGCUCUAACCAUGCAUACUUCUCCAUGUCCUUUCCGGGACUUAAUGUGUUGUUAGUUUGUUAGCGAUUGUCA
Molecule: messenger RNA, 1501 nt
Organism: Panicum virgatum (switchgrass)
Lineage: Eukaryota; Viridiplantae; Streptophyta; Magnoliopsida; Poales; Poaceae
Product: ethylene-responsive transcription factor ABR1-like
Exons: 2
Coding region: 153-1175 (340 amino acids)
Biological process (GO): regulation of DNA-templated transcription; ethylene-activated signaling pathway
Molecular function (GO): DNA-binding transcription factor activity; DNA binding
Source: RefSeq, a predicted model, not a curated record